GCGGGGAGUUGUAGUUUGACAACAGCUGGAGAGCAUUCACCUAUAACUAUGUCCCUUGACUCGUCAUCACUUUCCCAGAUUACGGUCCAUUGGAAGAAGAUGCAAAACAAUAAAAAACAUUGGGUUGAAGAGCUCUUCUCUCCACAUUUCAGCGCCGAAGAUUUUUUACAUGGAAGUUUUGAACCAGAAUUGCUGAUAUCAGAAAAACAGGCCAAAGAGAGAGCAAGAAAUGUAGCAGAAAUCUACAAGACUGCAGUGCAUGACUUUCAGGAAAAGGAAAAAAAGAAGAAAAGAGAGCUCUUGUCUAAAAUGAUCGUCCAAGACUCUGUGCAGGACAAGGCUGUUCCAGCACAAGAUGCCACCUGUGAGUCCUAUCAAAAAGAGGAGAAUGGUUCAGCUACAACCAGCGAAAGCAACGGUCAUUGUAUAUGGAAUGAGAAAGAUUUAAAUCUCUUAAGAUCCGAAAUGAAUAAAAAACAUUCUGAGGGAGCUCAUUUGAACCUUCAGCUUAGGGCCUGCAAGCUUGAGAUAUCUGAAUUGAAGGCCAAACAAAAGAAGACUGAAAGGGAGCUGGAGGCUCUGAAAAUAGCAUUGGCAGCAUCAAAAAGAGUGAAUGAAUAUAAAAAUGUCCUGAUUAAUCAACUGAAGAAAGAGGGAGAGAAGAAGGAGGCAGAUCUGCAGGCACUGAGGAAAGACAGGCAUAAAAAAUGUAUGAUGGUGCAGGACCUUACAACAAGUUUAAGUAAAGCCACAGAGGAGAUAAACCAUCUACAGCUCCAAAAUACAGACUUGCAGCAGGAGCUAAAUAAUUUACAGCAACAACAGGAACUGAAAAUCAUCUUUGCUUCAGAAAAGACAAAACUUAAGUAUGAGUCACAAAUAAAGAAGCUGUGUCGGGAAACAGAGACUCUGAAAGAAGAGAUGCAGUUGGAAAGACAUCAGCAUGGUCAAGAUGUUGCUGAAUUGGACUUAUUAAGGAGACUGUACAUCUAUGGGAAGUGAUUUGUUUUGUAUGUGUGUUUUAUAUAUAAAAUGUAACCAAACUAAAAAUAUAUUGCUAGUCAAUUUUAGUUUAGGGUACUUUUAACACU
Bufo bufo (common toad) is the source of this 1091-nucleotide messenger RNA. RefSeq names its product coiled-coil domain containing 160 (gene CCDC160). Lineage: Eukaryota; Metazoa; Chordata; Amphibia; Anura; Bufonidae. The transcript has 2 exons. The coding region runs from base 49 to 1002 and encodes 317 amino acids. The record is from RefSeq and is a predicted model, not a curated record.